Aspergillus eucalypticola CBS 122712 is the source of this 1663-nucleotide messenger RNA. RefSeq names its product SDR family oxidoreductase. The record is from RefSeq and is a predicted model, not a curated record. The coding region runs from base 363 to 1556 and encodes 397 amino acids. Lineage: Eukaryota; Fungi; Ascomycota; Eurotiomycetes; Eurotiales; Aspergillaceae. The transcript is spliced from 4 exons.
CAUUCUAACGCCACCAAUGACCUACCGUUUAGCGUGGCGGAUUCUGGCCGACAUGCGGUAUCGUGGCGCCACGAGUCCGUUGGUUGUCCCCACCAUGGUGGAUUGAUGCCAGUCCGCGGUUUCCCAUAGGCAUAAUAGAGGUAAGCUAAGAAGCAAUUAACCCAUUGGCCUGGACAGCAGUCCGAUGUGUACAGCGUUCUGCACUGGGCCGGGGUAAUCUGGGUAAAUUGGGAGCCAUCAUGGCACCCCUUGGAAUCAGACCAGACGGCCUUGUCCUUGAUCCAUGAAGCCGCGUGCUGUCUCCCUAAUGAGUCCUCAUCACACAAUUUAGACCCCAGUUUACUCCCCUCGUUAGACUCACCAUGCAGCAGCAGUCACAACCCUCUCAAGGACACCAUGCUAUCGUGUUCGGCUGUUCAGGCAUCAACGGAUGGGCCCUAGUCAACCAGCUACUUACCAACUACCCAGCCUCAGGUACUUUCAGCAGGGUAACAGCGGUUGCGAACCGUGCAUUCAUAGCCGGGGACGCCCAGUGGCCAACAGAUGAUCGUCUCCAGAUUGUCUCCGGCGUGGACCUCCUGGCAGGCGAUGAUGCAGCGCUGAAGAAGACCCUGGCGGAGAAGAUCUCAUCUGUUGAUACGAUCAGCCACGUGUACUAUGCAGCAUAUCGUGCCAGCGAUGUCCCCGCCGAAGAAUGUCGACUGAAUAAGGAGAUGCUUCGAGCUGCUGUACAGACGUUGGAGACUCUCUCUCCAAAAUUGUCUUUUGUUACUCUUAUUACUGGAACAAAGGCAUACGGCGUCUACCUCCUCGACAAAUUCCCCUUCCGAAACCAAAUCCCCCUAAAAGAAGACCUCCCCCGCGUGCCAGCCGAAUACGCCAAAGACCUCUUCUACUAUCACGAAGUCGACCUUUUGCAGGAACUCUGCAUCGGGAAGACCUGGUCAUGGUGUGAAGUCCGUCCGGACGUGAUAGUCGGCCUCGCCCCCUUCGGCAAUGCAAACUGCAUGGCUCAAACAAUGGGCAUCUACCUCUCCCUCUAUCGCGCCCUUGAAGGCCCCAACGCCCGCGUUCCCUUCCCCGGCAACAGCACAACCUGGACGCUCCAAUCUACCGACUCCAAUCAAGACAUAAUCGCGCGAUUCUGCAUCCAUGCGUCCCUCCAACCGCGCGAAAAGGUCCAUACCCGAGCAUUCAAUAUCGCGGACAGCGCACGCCCCGUCGCAUGGUCCGAGCGAUGGCCAAUCCUGGCGUCGUAUUUCGGGUUGGAAGGUGUGGGGCCUGAGGAGGGUUCCUUGCACCCGACGGAGUACAUGGAUCGGAACUGGGAGAAACUGAGACAAUUGUGUAGUGAGAGGGAAGGGGUGAAAGAGGAGGUGAUUUAUCGUAGUAUGCAUAAUACGGGUGCCAGAAUGGGAAGUCUGAGAUUGAUGGAUUUCGAUCGCCCGUUUGAUUUAGGGAGGGCGAGGGAGAUUGGAUUUGAUGAGGAGAUGGAUACGAGGACGUCGUGGUUUGGGGCGUUUGAGAGGGUGAAAGGGAUGGGGAUUAUGUUGUAGAUUAGACGAUAUCCUUUCCAUUCUGGUCUGGUAGAGGUACUAGUUACCGGCAUUAUAUUAAUGUAAAGGGACUAUAGGUAAUGAUAAUUAUGAUGGUGGCAUCAUUG